AUGGGGGCAUAUAGGGCUGAUGAAGAUUAUGAUUACCUAUUCAAGGUGGUGCUAAUAGGGGACUCAGGUGUCGGAAAAUCGAACCUCUUGUCUCGUUUCACCCGCAAUGAAUUUAGUCAAGAAUCCAAGUCCACCAUUGGCGUUGAGUUUGCCACCCGCAGCAUUCAGGUUGAUGACAAAAUCGUUAAGGCUCAGAUUUGGGACACUGCCGGCCAAGAAAGGUAUCGUGCCAUCACAAGUGCAUACUAUCGAGGAGCUGUUGGUGCUCUAAUUGUCUAUGAUGUUACCCGUCAUGUGACAUUCGAAAAUGUGGAGAGAUGGCUUAAGGAGCUUCGGGAUCAUACAGACGUGAACAUUGUGAUCAUGCUCGUUGGAAACAAGGCAGACCUGCGUCACCUGCGAGCUGUUCCUACUGGAGAUGCGACAGCUUUUGCAGAGAGGGAGAAGACCUUCUUCAUGGAAACUUCAGCUCUUGAGGCCCUUAAUGUUGAAAAUGCCUUCACGGAAGUGCUGACACAAAUCUACCAUGUUGUUAGCAGAAAGGCUCUUGACAUUGGAGAUGAUCCUGCAGCUUUGCCUAGAGGACAAACUAUAAACAUUGGAACCAAAGAUGAUGUAUCAGCUGUCAAGAAAGCUGGUUGUUGUUCUGGUUAAAGAGUGAAGAAAAUGCUCUCAUGUUGUGGAGAAUUUUACUGCAGAACUACUGCUAUAUCCAUACGCGAAUAGGAGGUUUGUACCAUCCCAAAAAAUGCUGCAACCAUCACCGCUAGUUUUAGUUUUUUUUUUUUUUUUCAGCUAUGCAAUACCAUGUUAGCCAGGAGAGAGCUAGUUUCUUUUUACUUGACAGAAAAGGAGAGGGCAAUGAGAAGAUGUAAGAAUCGAGAUUCUGACACAGAUUCAUA
Molecule: messenger RNA, 902 nt
Organism: Coffea arabica (coffee)
Lineage: Eukaryota; Viridiplantae; Streptophyta; Magnoliopsida; Gentianales; Rubiaceae
Product: ras-related protein RABA1f
Molecular function (GO): GTPase activity; GTP binding
Source: RefSeq, a predicted model, not a curated record